AUGUCCGCCUCACCGACGACGCCAGCCAUCCGCAUCGUUCCGGGCGCUCCCCCGCCACCUCCGCCCUCCAAAAGCAAGAGCAAGAAUAAGAAGGCGGGGGCGAAGAAGUCGUCUGACCACGGCGAAGAUCAUGUCAUCGUGCCCGACGCACACGCGGCGGCCCUCAUCGACCAUGCGCCCUCCGAGUCCGAUGUCAAGGAGGACUCUGUCGCUCCGUCGCUCAUUGCACGCCAAGAGAGUGUCGGGCCUGUGUCCCCCGGAGGUGCGGACGAGCCGAAAACGAGUCCCAUCGUGGAGAUGUUGAGCAAGAGGCUGAAAACAUCUAACAAAAAAAUUACCCGCAUACAAAGCUAUUCUACCACCCCAGCGGAGAAGCUCAACGAGGAUCAGAAGCGUACCUUGAAGACUCUCCCUAUCCUUGAGGGCGUUUCCAAAGAGCUUGAGGAAGUAAAGAAGGCUGUCGAGGUGCAUGAAGCCGAGCUGUCUCAAGAUUUAGCUCGAAAAGGCGAGGAAACUGCAAGAGUCGAGCAACAGCGGAUAGAAGAUGCCUUAGCCUAUGCUACGAAUGCGCACCUUCGGCGUACCGCAGACCUGCUUUCGUUCAUCACACUCCAUACGGCCCUGUCCGCCAGGUCUCCCGCUGCGCUGGCCCUUAACCUUGUCGAGAGCGAAACUUCCGCUGUUCUCUCCGCCGUAGAAACUCUCCUUGGAAGUGACGUCGAGAGAAAAACAGAAAUCAUUAGCGGUUUUUUGGCUGGCGAAGGCUCCUAUCAAGACAUUCCUUACUCUCGCUUCUCCGAUAUAACCGACGCGUUUUUGAAUCCCGGCACACCCACGUCGCCUGCAGAACCUGCUGUCGAGUUUUUAACGAUUGAGACGCCCCCAGAGCCUGUCGACAUUCCCGUCGGUGGGUUGCCUCCAUCGAUCGCUCCCACAGCCAGUUUCCAGUUUGUCCAAGAGGAUGAGCUUGCCGAAGACGAGCAGGCUUUGGACGAGGCAAUUGCAGCAAUUGCAGAGCCUGCUACUGAAGAAGCAUCACCUGAGGUUGAGGUGACGGAGACCAUCACCGAAAUGACAGUGAACGGACACACUGUGAUUGAGGAUACCGUAACGGUGACUACGACAACUGAGGUGCCAGCCGAGGCUUCUGCAGGCUUGAACUGGGCCGAGUCUGAGGACGAUGGCGGUCUUCCGUCACUUGCAUCACUUCACGAUAGAUUCGGCUCUUCAGCUACUGGUACCCCCGCUACUGCAGCAGAGCCCCUCCCUUCUGAGACGCCCGCAGCUAAUGGAGAGGCUGCUGCGGCAGCUACCCCACAGGACGACGGCUUCCAGGCGGCAAUUCGCGGACGUGGACGUGGGCGAGGAGGCUCUCGUGGUGGUGAUCGCCGAGAAUACCGGGGAGGGUUCCGCGGUGGCGAGCGCGGUGGCCGUGGCGAACACCGCGGCGAGCACCGCGGCGAGCACCGUGGCGGUCGAGGUUUCCGUGGCGGUGACCGUGGUAGCUACCGCAGGGGAUCCGGUGACUGGCGUGGCGGUGAACGCGGUGAGUUCCGUGGACGCGGCAGGGGUCGUGGACGUGGCGGCUAUGAACCACGAGGUGGAGUCGAUCCUGCGUGACGAGCCAUAUCCGGGCGGAGUCCGCUUGAACGAAGUAUGGACUUACAUGUGUGUGCGAUGCUUGGUAGUUGCGACAUGAUCGCAUCACAAAAAUCCUGCGCGACAACGUUGUGCUGCUCCGAACUAUUGACGGUUCUGUAGUCUCUUGACGGACAGAAUAUAUUUUGUAAUCUUUACGUUUGCAUGCAAAGUGCG
Molecule: messenger RNA, 1815 nt
Organism: Phanerochaete carnosa HHB-10118-sp
Lineage: Eukaryota; Fungi; Basidiomycota; Agaricomycetes; Polyporales; Phanerochaetaceae
Exons: 7
Coding region: 1-1620 (539 amino acids)
Source: RefSeq, a predicted model, not a curated record